AUGGCGUCUGAGAAAGUUGACCACGACAUGGCUACCGCUGAGAAGCCUGCGCAGAGCUGGCAUAUCGACGGCGUUGAAGCCCCCGACAGCCAGCCAGAGCCGGAGAAAGGCGCUGUCAAUGCGCUGCUGAUCCUGGCCUGUAUUUCCUUUGGGUCUGCUUCGUUUGUCUUUGGCUUCGACGACAAGGUCAUCUCUCCUCUGGCAGCCCUCAGCGAGUUUGUCCAAACAUUCCAGGGCCCCAACCCCGUCGACGGUUCUCUCGUCCUGACUGCUCGCAACCAAAACCUGAUCUUCUCCGUCCCUCUUGUCGGCUCCAUCCUUGGCGGCGUGCUCGCAUCGCCGCUGAACAACCAUCUUGGCCGCAAGUGGCCUCUCAUCGGCGCAUACAUCCUCUCCAUUGGAGGCGGCUUUCUACAGCUCUUCGCCAGAAACGUCGCGGAGUUUGUCGUCGGCCGCUUCCUGAACGCCAUUGCCAUCGGGAUUGCCAAUGCCACCGCGCCGCUCUAUCUCUCAGAGGUCGUUCCCCCUUCGAUGCGCGGCCGCAGCGUGACUUCCAUCAACAUCCUCUCCAUGGUGGCCGGCGUCAUAUCAACCGUCACCGUUGACGCCACCCAGAAGCUCUCCGACAGACGCCAGUACAUGAUCCCGCUGGCGAUCCAAUGCGCCCUCCCAGCCCUGAUCCUCAUCGUGACCAUCCCCCUCCCCGAAAGCCCGCAGUGGCUCAUCAGCAAAGGCCGCGCUACAGAAGCCCACACCAACCUACGCAAACUACGCGGCUUCUCAGACUUCCAAGUUGCGGACGAGCUGCGCGUCAUGCAAGCCUGCGAGGAGAACGAGCGCGCCCUCUCAGCAAACAUCCGCUUCUGGGAGAUCUUCGACCGCGCAAACCUCAAGCGCACCCUGACAGCCGGCUCCUUCUACUCCCUCAACCAAAUCUCCGGCAUCAUCCUCUCAACCACCUACACAACCGUCUUCCUGACCCAGAUCGGCGUCGGCGACGCAUUCACCUUCACCGUCAUCGCCUCCUGCUGCACACUCGCCGGCACAAUCGCCGCCCCCCUCGUCAUCGACCGCGCCGGCCGCCGCCCAACCGCCUUCGUAGGCAUGACCGUCCUCCUCCUCAUCGACAUCGCCGCCGGCGCACUCGCCUUCUACACAGACAAGAGCACAAGCAUCGUCCUCGCAAUCGCCGCCCUCGGCUUCAUCUUCAACUUCUUCUGGGGCGCCGGCUUCUACUCCCUAUCCGCGCUGAUGCCCACCGAGAUCGCGACCCCCAAGCUACGGAACCAUACCAUGGCGUAUACGAUUGCGUGCGCGCAGACCAGCGCCGUGAUCACGACGUUUGCGGUGCCCCAGCUUACGUCCGCGGAUGCGGCGAACCUCGGUGCGAAGACGUACCUGGUGUUUGCGGGCUGUAUGGCUUGCGUUCUGGUGUUUGUGUACUUUUAUAUGCCCGAGACGAAGGGGCGGACGUUUGCAGAAGUCGACGAGAUGUAUGAUGCUAAGAUUCCGAUGUGGAAAUGGCGAGCAUACCAGACUAGCACGGGGGCGAAGCCUGCUGCGUCGAAAGAUGCGAGUGCGGCGUGA
Messenger RNA from Aspergillus puulaauensis, 1587 nucleotides. RefSeq lists its product as uncharacterized. Bases 1 to 1587 code for a protein of 528 amino acids. Gene Ontology annotation, molecular function: carbohydrate:proton symporter activity. Gene Ontology annotation, biological process: transmembrane transport; carbohydrate transport. NCBI's taxonomy places the organism in Eukaryota, Fungi, Ascomycota, Eurotiomycetes, Eurotiales, Aspergillaceae. Gene Ontology annotation, cellular component: membrane. The record is from RefSeq and is a predicted model, not a curated record. The transcript has 2 exons.